This is a messenger RNA of Gopherus evgoodei (Goodes thornscrub tortoise), 2120 nucleotides long. It is a transcript of the gene PSMG2, whose product is annotated as proteasome assembly chaperone 2. The record is from RefSeq and is a predicted model, not a curated record. Gene Ontology annotation, cellular component: nucleus; cytosol. The transcript has 7 exons. Gene Ontology annotation, biological process: proteasome assembly. Lineage: Eukaryota; Metazoa; Chordata; Testudines; Testudinidae. The coding region runs from base 173 to 973 and encodes 266 amino acids.
UUGCAGGAGCCCUACGGGGGGCGGGACAGGCGAUUACAGAGGGCGCCUAACUCCUCUCUCUGCCUCGCCCAGACGUCAGGCAAAUGCGCCGCGAAGCGGAAGGGCCCCGCCGGAGGACGGACGCACACGCACACGCACACGCACACGCACAGCACCGGUCCCUCCCGGCGCGAUGUUUGUACCCUGCGGCAGUUCCGCUCCUCCGGACUUCGAAGGCUUCACGCUCCUGCUGCCAGCUGUAUCAGUUGGGAAUGUUGGCCAACUGGCGGUAGAUCUAGUUAUUUUUACCCUUGACAUGCCUAAAGUUGGUUACUUCUAUACUGAUUGCUUGGUGCCAAUGGUUGGGAAUAAUCCAUAUGCAACAGCAGAAGAAAACUCAACAGAGUUGAGUAUAAAUGCUGAAGUAUAUUCUUUACCUUCUAAGAAGCUUGUGGUUCUCCAGAUCAGAUCACCGUUUGUAAGGAACAAAUAUAGGUCAUUCUGUCAAACACUGCUUUCUUGGGUGAAAAGCAGUAGAUGUGCCAAAGUCAUUCUUCUAUCAAGCAGCCAUGCAUAUCAGUGUGAUGAUCAGCAGCUUCAUGGUACGCCACUACGAUACUUACUCUCACCUGCUAUUCAAAAAACAGCUGGAGAGCUAAUGCAAAGGCUAAACUGGAAAGAGAUGGAAAAAGUCGCUGCUUACCCAGGAGUAAAUGAUACAGACAUGGUACUACGUAUUCCUGGAGGUGGCAUCACAACAUUAUUAUUCAGUGAGAGUUGUUCAAAUGGAAUUCAAAUGGCAGUUCUGUUGAAAUUCUGCUCAGAGGGGGACAACAUCCCUGAUGCACUGGCUCUCGUUAACUACCUUAAUGAAUGGCUCCAGUUAGUUAAAAGUGAACAGAACAGCGCUGCCCCAGCUACUCCUUCACAAUGGAAAAUACCACAUUCUUGGAGAUUACUCUUUGGAAGUGGCCUUCCACCUGCACUCUUCUGAUUAAUCUGGUGUUAUAUAAAAUCUGUAACCUCCCUCUAAAGACUAACAGACUAUGUUGUUGCUUGUCAUUCACUAACAUGUAACUUGAAUAUCCUCUAUUUAUGCAAACAUUUCCUUUGAUACAACAUGAAUAUCACAAUUAAUGUAGGUCUCACUCUGACCAAAGAAGUGUAUGGUAUGUAUAGAAGUUUCUUUAGUAUCUUGUAGUGACUUUUUUCCUAAUAAAAUAUUGUUUAAAAAAAAAGUUUUUUUUCCUUUAGAGGGUUAAUGACACCGUUUAGUAUCCUGCUCACCCACCAUUGCCAUGAAGGUAACAAACUUUGAUCCCUAGGAAUUGCUGUGUGUGAGUCUAGCUUGAAGUCAGAGACCCUUUCUCCCCCCCCCCCAUCUUCCUGGCAGUCUGAGAGCAAGCUGCAAGUGCAGUGGUCCCCAACUGUUGUGGCCAGUAGCACAUUCAUCUUUUCAAAAGAGUGGGUGAGUGCAAACAAUUUUUCAAGGCUUGUUUUGUAUUUGUACAUUAAAUACAAAAAACAUUACCUGAUAUAUGAAUCAAUAAGGUAAAGGGUAAUUUUAUAUGUAAAAAGUAUUAAUUAUUCAGCAAUUACUCUUUCAUCUACCUCUAAGAAAAAUUGAGUUUACAAAAUAGUUUAUUUUAAAAAAAAGUAAAACAUUCUUAAACUGCUGGUCCAAAUAUUUAUUCUUACUUCAACAUUGAAUGAAGUCUGUAGCCCUAGAUUUCUGUCCCCAGCAGGCAUGGGGCCAUGGGUUCUCUCCAGCUUCAAAGCCAGAGAGAAGCCAUGGCCCUGUACUGGCUGGGGACAGAGAACACCAGCACCUACAGCCUGCUACAUGUAGAGUAAUACAGGCAUGAAAGAAAACUGCUAGUGUUGUUAAGUGGCAAAUUAUUGGUUUCAUUUACUAUAAGAUAGCUGCAGUGUUUAAACAACUGAUGCCUUUAAAAACAAUGAGAUUUGUACAGUAAUGUCUGAAGAUUUAAGCUAGUUCACUUUUCUCACAGUGUUUUUAGAAUUAUCUAGAAAUCAGUCUACAAAUAAAUGUUCCAUAAGGGAGAUGGCUCAGGGCUUAAGAGGAGGGUAGCCAUCACCUUCAGCCCCCAACUAAAACCUCUCCAGCACAUCAAAGACCU